AUGCAUGGUUUUUUUGCAUCAAAACGAGGUGUUAGGCAAGGGGAUCCCAUAUCUCCCUUGCUGUUUGUCCUUGGAAUGGAGUACCUAUCAAGAAUAUUGAGUAAAGUGGUUACUUUAUCUGGUUUCAAAUACCAUGAUAAAUGCUCCAAUCUGAAGUUAAACCAUCUAUGUUUUGCGGACGACCUUCUUAUUUUCUGUCAUGGAGACUAUGUUUCAAUCCUUCUCAUGCUCAAAGGUCUGAAGCUAUUUUCCUCUUCUUCGGGCCUGGUUCCCAACUCUGAUAAGUCUGCCAUAUACUGUCACGGUAUGCCUGAAGCUGUAGUUGAUCGGAUUCUGGAGGUCUCUGGAUUUUCUCGCAGCCACCUCCCAUUCAGGGCUGCAGGUGGCUUGGGAUUUCGGAAAUUACAUGAUUGGAACAUGGCUGCCAUGGGAAAAUAUGUUUGGGCAAUUGCCAAGAAGAAAGAUAGCCUGUUUGUCAAGUGGAUAAAUAGUGUCUAUUUGAUGAAUCACAAUUGGUGGGAUUAUAAAUGUCCCAUGGACUGCAGCUGGUACUGGAAGUGUUUGGUGGCUGUGAAGGAUAGUUUCAGAAUGAAAAUUUCUCAGGAUUCUUUUUUGUCCCAGGAAUAUACUAUCAAAUGGGGAUUAGACUUGCUGUUUCCUCAAGAGUCUAGAGUAGCAUGGAGGAAGUUUGUUUGGGAUAGACUCAUUACUCCCAAGCAUCGAUUUAUUAUGUGGUUAGUUAUGUGGGGAAGACUACACACAAAGGACCGAAUUGUUAAAUUCAAGCCUAAUAUUGAUCAGGAUUGCUUAUUAUGUGGACAGGAAAAGGAAAGCAUUGACCACCUCUUUUUCAAAUGUAUAUACAGUCAGAGGUGUUUAGAGGCUAUCAAAAAUUGGCUUAAUUGGAAUGCACAAUCAACUAAUCUCACUUGUCUUCUGCAUUGGGUCUCUCAUGCCAAGCUUAAAUCCAGGAUAUACAAGAGCAUACUGUUCUCUUUUCUUGCUACAACAGUGUAUCAUAUAUGGAGAGUGAGGAAUGAUGCACUUUGGAAUCACAAGCUUUGGCAAAUUCAACACACAGUUAGUAGAAUUCAGCAUGAUUGUAAAUUUCGGGUAUUUAGUGUGUUGCCAUGUAAAGCAUCUAGGAAAGAUAGAGAAUUUAUUAACCGUUUGUCUCUGAAUUGA
Humulus lupulus (European hop) is the source of this 1185-nucleotide messenger RNA. RefSeq lists its product as uncharacterized. The transcript is spliced from 2 exons. Lineage: Eukaryota; Viridiplantae; Streptophyta; Magnoliopsida; Rosales; Cannabaceae. The record is from RefSeq and is a predicted model, not a curated record. Bases 1 to 1185 code for a protein of 394 amino acids.